AUGGUGAAGCGGCCAGCGGAGGAUGUGGAGGUCGUGUCUGUCGGAAGUCCUGGAUAUCCAAGCGAUCCUGGCACACCAAAGAAGAAGUCCAAGAAGGCUCAGCCAAUUGUAUACUCGCAGCCUGCGGAUACGGGGAGCGGGAAUCAUUUGUUGACGCAGGUCAAGUAUGCGGAGGAUAAGUUGAAGGAAAAAGGCGCUCCGAUGAAAUCCCUUGAUUUAUUCUCCUACCUCAACAUCCCCCUCAACUCAAGCACCCACAGAACCUUAACCCGCCUCUUCUCCCUGUCCUCUGCCUCCUCCUCAACCUCCGUCAAAAUCCGCUAUGAUCCAGCCUCAGAUACAUACUCCUACGCCCCUGAACACCCUGUGUACGAUGUUCCCUCCCUUGUCCAAUUCCUCCGCCAGAGGGCAGAGACGACGAUGAAAGGCAUGUCCAUAAAAGAUCUGAAGGAAUCCUGGUCAGAUGUCGUUGCAGGCUGCGAACAAGCCGAACAUGAAGGCAAAAUUCUCGUCCUCCGUGCCCAAAACGCCGAGAAGACCCUACGCAUGACCUGGGCCAACACCGGUGGGGAACUGGGUGGAAUUGACGACGAAUUCAAGAACAUGUGGAAUUCCCUCAGACUACCGCCUGAAGCUGAUGUACCUGCCGAGUUGGAGAAGUUUGGAUUGAAGCCUACAAGUGUGGAUCCUAGUACGGUGAAGGUGAAGGCGGUUGUGGAUGACAAGGUGAAGAGGCCGAAGAGGAGGAGGGGAAAGGAGACUAAUACACAUAUGGCGGGUAUUCUGAAGGAUUAUCAGGGAUUCAAGGGGCAGAGCACAUGA
Messenger RNA from Saitoella complicata NRRL Y-17804, 822 nucleotides. Its product is annotated as transcription initiation factor IIE, beta subunit. NCBI's taxonomy places the organism in Eukaryota, Fungi, Ascomycota, Saitoellomycetes, Saitoellales, Saitoellaceae. Gene Ontology annotation, cellular component: transcription factor TFIIE complex. Bases 1 to 822 code for a protein of 273 amino acids. The transcript has 2 exons. The record is from RefSeq and is a predicted model, not a curated record. Gene Ontology annotation, biological process: transcription initiation at RNA polymerase II promoter.